This is a messenger RNA of Caenorhabditis briggsae, 933 nucleotides long. Lineage: Eukaryota; Metazoa; Nematoda; Chromadorea; Rhabditida; Rhabditidae. The coding region runs from base 1 to 933 and encodes 310 amino acids. The transcript is spliced from 5 exons. The record is from RefSeq and is a predicted model, not a curated record.
AUGCCCGAAUUUGAAACUUUGAUCAAUCCGCCUCAAGAAGUUUUUGAAGAAAUCAUCACACUCAGCGGCGAAUCGGACAACUGGUCAGUUCAACUGGGAGACUACGAAUACCGAACAAAGGUUUAUGAUCAGUAUUGGUUGUUUGUGACUGUGGAGAAAGAAUCCAAUGAUGUUGUUUCUUCCAUAACUCUGGCUCGUUGGGAUGCUGAGGAUGGUCCUCUCUACUCAAUUGGUCUGUAUUAUUGUGCACCGAGGUAUCGUGGUCAUGGGCACGCGAGACCGCUUUUCAAGAGAGUUAUGGAUAUCAUUGGAGAUAACAAUGCGUUCCUUGCAGGAAAUUACAAAAUGACUGAAAAAUACGCCAUGGAUUACGGAUUUGAUAAAACUCCCAAUCACUGGCAUAUGUGUAGCACUAUCAAGUGUGCCGAUGUGAGAAUUCCAGAUACUGUAUCUGAAAAUUAUGAAACGAAAAAAUGGUCUGAUGUAAACUGUAUUCGGUUAACUGAAUAUGAUCGUAGUAUUUGCGAUAGAGAGCGAAGGAAAAUUAUGACGAGUUGGAUGGUCAUGAGAAACACUUUUGGAAGGGUUGUAUUUGAUAAAUAUUCUGGAAAAAUCGUUGGCUAUGGUGUCUUCCGUAUUGUUACUAGGAACAAGCUGAGCCCCGCCCCUUUUUAUGCAGACAACUUGGAAGCUGCUGAAGUGCUUCUGAAGGAUAUUCUGAAUAUGAUACCACAAUGGCAAAGCUAUGCGAGUUUCAGCUUGAUGUACGCAGAGUGCAAUCAAGAUGCUUUGAGACUUCUUGAGCAUUUCGCCAAAGACAAGGACUCGAUCUCAACGUGCCGACUAUACAGAAGUCAAUUCACCAAAAAAUUCAUCGCGACGCCGAGUGAGAAGGUUUAUGCACCAGUAGAGUGUGCUCAUCAGUUUGUAUAA